UGCAGAUCACAACUUUUGGAUUCCUUCACCACACCGUCAUCCGCUGACAUGGUGACAUGGUGCCGACGGCACGAUGGUCACCAUUCCUUCUUCUCAGCUGGCGUUGCCCACCGUGCCACCCUCUUGCCCUAGUCUUUCACCAAAUCCACGAAGUCCGGCCACGCGUCUUUCAGCCAGCGGUAAAGCUUCCGCAAACGAGCUGGCAGACCUGAACUGCCGCCACACUGUGCCUAGGGCGAUCUCCUUGCCAAGCUACCUCCCGUUCCGUUUCUUGGUCGUCAUUAGCUCAUGGUAGUCAUUCGAGUUCCGGCGCUUUUUAGGCGCCCGUCGUUCCUCGAAUGUCACGACCAUUCUUGGCAAGAGUUAUAGCUUCAGAUUCAGGGAUUUACCGCAUAAUCCCUGAGAAACUCAGAGCCAGAUCCCUGCAUCGCACAGUUGCACCGAAUCUGCAAAUAAUGCUGCUCUUUGGGUAACAGAGUACACAGGACCUUCCUACUGGGUGCCCCUUCCGGUGAUCUGCCUGAUCUAUUCCAUCACCGCACAAUAUGCCGUUCUUUCUCAGAAGCCACCACCGAUACGAGGCCCCUCGUGGUAUUGUCGCUCAAUUGAGCGUCGCAACGCAUUGUUGAAGCCGAGUGGCUUUACGCGUGAAAUACGAACAUUCAAGGGGACAGCCACUCUUACGAUCUAGGCAUGUUCAAAUGGGGCGGCAGGGGUGGUGGCUGAUUACGAUCUCGUCGGGCCGAGGGGUGCACAACAGCGGGCAUUUACGGCCUGC
Colletotrichum acutatum is the source of this 778-nucleotide messenger RNA. RefSeq lists its product as uncharacterized. Bases 74 to 295 code for a protein of 73 amino acids. The transcript has a single exon. Lineage: Eukaryota; Fungi; Ascomycota; Sordariomycetes; Glomerellales; Glomerellaceae. The record is from RefSeq and is a predicted model, not a curated record.